This is a messenger RNA of Apis mellifera (honey bee), 3538 nucleotides long. It is a transcript of the gene S1P, whose product is annotated as membrane-bound transcription factor site-1 protease. NCBI's taxonomy places the organism in Eukaryota, Metazoa, Arthropoda, Insecta, Hymenoptera, Apidae. Gene Ontology annotation, biological process: proteolysis. Gene Ontology annotation, cellular component: Golgi apparatus. Bases 72 to 3431 code for a protein of 1119 amino acids. The transcript has 14 exons. Gene Ontology annotation, molecular function: serine-type endopeptidase activity. The record is from RefSeq and is a predicted model, not a curated record.
AAAAAGAAGUAUGAUCAGAGAAAAUAUAAUUUAAUAAAUUAUGACUUUCUACUACAUCUGAUAAUAAUAGUAUGAAGCCACACACAUGUUGGCUAUAUAUCCCUUUAUUAUUACUAUUUAAUAUUGUGAUUGAAUCACCCUAUAAUCAAGUGCACUGUUCAUUAAAAAACAACAAUUCUUUAAACUCUAAACUCAAUAAUAUAGCUAAAUUACCAUAUCAUGGUAAUAGUCCUGAAAUAAAAGUUCAUUUUGCUAGCAGAAUUGUUGAAAAUGAAUAUAUUGUUGCAUUUAAAGGCUAUUAUAAACCACAUACACGUGAAAAUUAUAUAAAAGCUGCAUUAAAUUCAUCUGGUAUUCAUAAUUGGAAAAUUUUAUUUCGUAACAACUUAGCUAGCAAUUAUCCAAGUGAUUUUGAUGUUGUUCUCUUGGAAGAAACAGACAGACAUAAUGGUCUUGAUGCUUUAACUGAUCAUCCUCUUAUUAGGAGAGUAACUCCCCAAAGACUUGUAAAAAGAAGUUUAAAAUUUGUCAAUGCAUCAGAAGAUGCAGAAUUUCUAGAAUAUAAAAAUUUCAAAAGAAAAAUUAACAAUUAUAACAAUCAGUUCUGGCAAUCAAAUAAUCGACAUACAUCACGUAGAUUAUUAAGAGCUAUACCAAGACAAAUUACAAGUAUACUUCAAGCUGAUGCUCUAUGGGGCAUGGGUGUUACUGGAAAUGGAGUAAAAGUAGCAAUAUUUGAUACAGGAUUAGCAGCUAGUCAUCCACACUUUAAAAAAAUUAAAGAACGUUCAAAUUGGACAAAUGAAAAAACAUUAGAAGAUGGUUUAGGUCAUGGUACAUUUGUAGCUGGAGUUAUUGCAUCAUCUUGUAUAGAUUGUCUUGGUUUUGCACCAGAUGCUGAACUUCACAUUUUUCGUGUUUUUACUAAUACUCAAGUAUCAUAUACAUCAUGGUUUUUGGAUGCAUUCAAUUAUGCUAUACUUACAAAAGUUACAGUAUUGAAUCUUAGUAUUGGAGGACCAGAUUUUAUGGAUCAUCCAUUUGUCGAUAAAGUAUGGGAAUUAACAGCAAAUGGUGUAAUUAUGGUUUCUGCAAUUGGUAAUGAUGGACCUUUAUAUGGCACUUUAAACAAUCCUGCUGAUCAAAUGGAUGUUAUUGGAGUAGGUGGAAUUAAUUGGGAAGAUCAAAUAGCAAGGUUUUCGUCGCGUGGUAUGACAACAUGGGAAUUACCAUCUGGAUAUGGAAGAGUAAAACCUGAUUUGGUUACAUAUGGUUCAGGAGUACGAGGUUCUGCAUUACAAACAGGUUGUAGAACUUUAUCAGGAACUUCUGUUGCUAGUCCUGUUGUUGCUGGAGCUGUAGCACUUUUAGCCAGUGGGUUUGUACAACCAGAUGGAUCUCAAUCUAUUAAACAAAGAAUAACACCAGCAAGUAUGAAACAAGCAUUACUUAAUUCUGCGCGUCGUUUAUCUGGAGUUGGUAUGUUUGAACAAGGUGCUGGAAAGUUAGAUCUUUUACGAGCAUUUCAUUUUCUACGUUCAUAUACACCAAUUGCUACACUUAGUCCAAGUUAUAUAGAUCUAACUGAAUGUCAAUAUAUGUGGCCAUACUGUACGCAAGCUGUAUAUCAUACUGGUAUGCCUACGAUUGUAAAUAUAACUAUAAUAAAUGGUUUGGGAGUAUCUGGACAUGUAACAGAAUUUAUAUGGCAUCCGUAUACUGGCAAUGGUAAUGGUGAGCGAAUUGAUGUAUCAGUAACUCAUAGUGAUGUUCUUUGGCCAUGGUCUGGAUGGUUAGCAGUUGCUAUAACAGUUCCACCAUCUGCCCGUGGUUGGCAAGGCAUAGCACAAGGUCAUAUAUCUGUUACAAUUGAAUCACCACCAAGUGAUGGAGAAGAAAAAGUAAGACAGUCUAAGAUAGAAUUACCUUUAAAAGCAAAAGUUAUUCCUACACCUCCACGUCAUAAACGUAUUCUAUGGGAUCAAUUUCAUAAUUUACGUUAUCCUCCGGGUUAUUUUCCACGAGACGAUUUACGUGCAAAAAAUGAUCCACUUGAUUGGAAUGGUGAUCAUAUUCAUACAAACUUUAAAGAUAUGUAUCAACAUUUACGUAAUGCUGGUUAUUAUCUAGAGGUACUUGGUGCUCCAUUCACAUGUUUUAAUGCCAAAAAUUAUGGUACCUUACUUAUUGUUGAUAGUGAAGAAGAAUUUUUUCCUGAAGAGGUAGCUAAAUUAAGGAGAGAUGUAGAAGAAGAAGGUCUCUCUGUAGUCAUAUUUGCAGAUUGGUAUAACGUCACUGUUAUGAGAAAAGUUAAAUUUUAUGAUGAAAAUACUCGGCAGUGGUGGAUACCAGAUACAGGAGGUGCAAAUGUACCAGCUUUAAACGAUUUACUAUAUUCUAAUUGGGGGAUUGCAUUUAGCGAUCAAGUACGUAAUGGCCAAUUUACUCUUGGUCAACAUCCACCUGUUAUUUUUGCUUCUGGUACUACAAUUACUCGAUUUCCGAAGGAUGGAGUUAUUCUUUAUGCAGAAUUACAUGACCAAGGACAAGAGCUUUUACUUGAAUCAGAAUCAAAAUCUACAAUGGCAGUGCCAAUUCUUGGACUUCUUCAAACUAAUGGUCAUAUGAAUAUGAAGGAAAUAUAUAAUGAUAAUUAUAGUAACAAUAUAAUAGCUGAAAAAAAAAAUGUGGAAAAAAAUAAUAUAAAAGAUCAAGCUAAUAUUGUACCAGGUAGAAUUGUAGUAUAUGGAGAUUCAAAUUGUAUUGAUGACAGUCAUUUACAAAAACCUUGUUUUUGGAUGCUUGAUGCUAUAUUGGAAUAUACAACAACGGGACAUAUCGCAACUGUUUUUACAGAUGAAAGUCAAACUAAGGCAAAAAUUCUUGAAAAAUCUAGUAUUUUAGACAGUAAUGAAUUACCUCAACGUAUGGAAGGAAGUUAUUUAAAACGUCAUAGUAAAGUGUUACUGUCUGAAAAUACUAAUGCUGGUCAUAUUAGACCACUUCCAUCUUGUCCUAUUAUUAUUCCUGUUAUUCCAAAACCUUUAAAUGAAUCUGUGCCUAUAAAUCUCUAUAAACCUCAAAAAUUAUUAUCUGUUGGAGAUACAAUAAUUGCAAUAAAUCCAGUUUUACAAGAUUCAAGUCCAUUAUGGCUUAGAAGACGCGUUGGUGGUGCAAAUAUUCCUACAUUACAUCACGCGGAACGAAAUAAUAUUGAUGAAUUAAAACAAAAUGAUCAAGAUAACAGUGUAACAUUUACACGUAAGUGGAAUUACAUGGCAGGAAUAAUAAUUAUAGGAAGUAUUUUUUUCUACUUAUUAAAUCGGUGGAAUUGUUUAAUAACAAAACGGCAUUCUCGAAGAAAACGAACAGUCGGUAGAUUACGCAGAGUUAUUCAAACAAUUUCUCUACGCAGAGUGCCUCAAAUGUGACUGUAUUUGACAAAUCUAUAAUUAAUACAAGAUAAUAUUCAAUUAUCUGUCGUAAACGCUUAAAAAAAUAUAACAAACUAUAUUAUGUGCCUUUAAAUAUAUAAUAU